UUGUGGAAGCAGGAGGGAAAUCUGCUGCCUGCGUUCAGUGCUCUCUCGACUGACGCGAGUAGGUAACAAUUAUUGAGCAAUGCACCGCGGCGGCGUCCGCACCCUCGCGCUCGUCGUGCUCGUGGCCGCCCUCGCCGCGGUGGCGCCGCCCAUCCCCGCCGCCGGCGAGCAGGUCUGCAGCGACCGCCGCUACGCGGCGAACAGCAGCUUCGAUGCCACCCUCCAGCGAGUCGUCCGCGCCCUCCCCGCCAACACCUCCUCCUCGCCGCUCCUCUUCGCGACCCUCGCCGUCGGCGAGGUGUACGCGCUCGCGCUCUGCCGCGGGGACACGAGCGUGGGCUCCUGCAACUUCUGCGUCGCGCAGACCCUGCGCGACGGGGAGCACGCCUGCGCCGGCGACAAGGACGUCGCCAUGUACGACGACAUCUGCACCGUCCGUUUCUCCGACGAGGACUUCCUCGCGGCCAUGAACAACUCGCGGCGGAAGACCGUCGUGGCCGGCUCACAGUCACAGAAGCUGGUCCCCUCCGUCUCCGGCAGCUUCUACCGUCUGGCUGGCGAGCUCCUCGACGCCACCGUCGACUACGCCGUGGCCAACUCGACGCGACGGUUCGCCACCGGUGACGUCGGCGUCGCCGGUUACUUCGCCGACGAGCCGUUCUCCAAGAUAUAUGCCCUGGCUCAGUGCACGCCGGACCUGACGCCGGAGCAGUGCAGAGCGUGCCUAGCGUCGGCCAUGGCGGAGAUGACCCGGCAGGUCUUCCCUACCAAUUCACCGGGAGGAAAGGUCAUCGGCGAGCGUUGCGGCCUGCGUUUUGAAGUUUUCUCCUUCUACAACAUCGAGGCCAUGGUGCAGCUGCAGGUUGGGCUACAAGGCAAAAAGAAAUCAACCCCAGUUCUUGCAAUUGUGCUUCCGAUAAUAUUUGUUGCAUUACUCACAAUCAUACUAGCUGGCUUGUAUAUUUGGAGGAGGAAAAGGUUGCCGGCCAAAACACUGCUAAUAGAAAAUACAGAGGACCUCGAAGAUUUCGAAUCUAUCUUCAUUGAUCUUUCAAAAUUGCAAUCAGCAACAGACAACUUUGACGAAAGCAACAGACUUGGCGAAGGAGGAUUUGGUGUUGUUUUUAAGGGUGUCUUCCCUGAUGGACAAGAAGUAGCAGUAAAGAGGCUCUCCAGUUGCUCCAAUCAAGGACUAGGUCAACUGAAGAAUGAACUGUACUUGGUAGCCAAGCUGCAGCACAAAAAUCUUGUCAGGCUCAUUGGUGUUUGCUUGGAAGAAGGAGAGAAGGUGCUUGUCUACGAGUACAUGCCCAACAAGAGCCUGGAUACUGUUCUUUUCGAUCCAGAGAGAAGCAAACAGCUUGACUGGGGAAAGCGAUUCAUGAUUCUGAAUGGAAUUGCUCGAGGCCUGCAGUAUUUGCACGAGCACUCUCAGCUGAAGAUCAUCCAUCGGGAUCUGAAAGCAAGCAACAUUUUACUUGAUGCAGACAUGAAACCCAAGAUCGCAGAUUUUGGGAUGGCGAAGAUCUUUGGAGACGAUGAGACCAGGAACGCCACAAGCCGUGUCAUUGGAACACUUGGCUAUAUGUCUCCAGAAUACGCCAUGCGGGGGCACUACUCGACGAAGCUUGAUGUCUUCAGCUUCGGUGUCAUAGUCUUGGAGAUCGUCACAGGGCGAAGGAACAGCUACUCAGUUAUAUCUGAACAUUGUGAAGAUCUCUUUAGCCUUGUGUGGAGGCACUGGAACGAUGGGACAGUCACAGAGAUAGUGGAUCCUUCUCUGGGUAAGCACUACCCUAGGGGAGAGAUCUUGAAGUGCAUCAACAUUGGGCUCCUGUGCGUUCAGCAGAACCCAACGGACAGGCCGGCGAUGUCGGUGAUCAUCGUCAUGCUCAGCAGUGGCACGGUCUCCAUGCAGGCACCCUACAGGCCCGCGUAUCUUUUUGGCAGGAACAGGAGCUACUCAGAAACAAUGGACAUCCUACUGUCUUCUUCAGAGCCCCAUUCUUCAAUCACAGUGCUUGAACCUAGGUAAAUGUAUCAACCGUCGGACUUUUUAUCAUUUUUAAAAAAUAUCUUUAUUUGCUAUAAAUUUUAGUGUAAAAUCUUAGUAUCUUAAUGUAUAUGAUAUCUCAUGAUAUCAAAAUUUUACGCUGAAAAUUACGAUGCAUCAAGCUAGUUUUUUGAGUAUGAUAAAGAA
Oryza brachyantha (malo sina) is the source of this 2200-nucleotide messenger RNA. Its product is annotated as cysteine-rich receptor-like protein kinase 10. The coding region runs from base 80 to 2035 and encodes 651 amino acids. The transcript is spliced from 7 exons. Gene Ontology annotation, molecular function: protein kinase activity; ATP binding. The record is from RefSeq and is a predicted model, not a curated record. Lineage: Eukaryota; Viridiplantae; Streptophyta; Magnoliopsida; Poales; Poaceae. Gene Ontology annotation, biological process: protein phosphorylation.